Molecule: messenger RNA, 822 nt
Organism: Sphenostylis stenocarpa
Lineage: Eukaryota; Viridiplantae; Streptophyta; Magnoliopsida; Fabales; Fabaceae
Source: the annotation of a GenBank genome assembly
AUGCAUCGAGGAGAUCAAUCCAGAAAGAGAAGAGGCUCUGCCGGCCCCAGUAGCUCCUCAGCCCCUACCCCGCAAGAUCCCACACAACUUUCGCCACUACACCAGGCCCACCUAGAGCAUGUCCGGGGAUAUACCUGGCACCCCAUGCUGAGAUUGGACUUCGGCAUCCUUGCCGAGUUCGGAUGGGAAGACGACAUCCGCACCCACAUCGACAACAUAGGGUGGCGCUUCCUCCUCCAGUCUCCACCCACCCACGUAUACCCUCAGGCAGUGAUAGAAUUUCUCGCCUCCAUCUCCUACUUCGAGACUCCCUCCAUGGUACCGGGCCUCCCCCCAACAAAGAUGGUGACGUACUUCAUGGGCGGGAUGUACCGGACCACCACCCUGGACGACUUCAAUGUGUCCAUCGGGUUCGUCCAGCCCGAGGACAUCCUAACUCGGGAUUACCAGGAGGCCAUCUGCGCACGCCCCACUAACCUCACCGCCGGCGAAAUAUGGGAGGAGUUGAGGGUGCACAUCCUGCUGACACUGCUGAAGGGCUCCGCACUUCCCCCUGGCCUCCGUAUCUUCCACAAGCUGCUGGCCGAGACGGUCCACGGGCGGAAAGAGAGUCAGGGUAAGGUUACCCUCCUAGAUCUCUUCGCCCUCUACUGCAUGACCGGCCUGUGGGAGCCAUCCUCAUGGCUCCCCUCAUCACCCCGCUGGCAGAAAAAUGGGGGUGGAGUGGUAGGGAAGAACUGGCCUCCAGCCUCCGACCCGAAACUAUUAACAGGUGUGUCCUGGUCAGCAUGGGGAUGCUGCUACGCCAAGGGACCCGGUUGA